UUUGUCGAGUCCCUUCGUGCAGCAGCUUUGUGAGACAUUCUCCGGAUUUUCCCCACCUCACAGAUCUCGCCAAAACGGACACGCGUUGGACUCUUCCGCAGCAACCUUGCUCGUAAUCCUGCAACCGCCCUAUUUCCAUCCCCUUUGCGACCUUGGACCAGCAACAGCCACGAGACGGGAAAGAGAGACCUCUCAACAUGAGCUGGCUCAAGCCAUUCAAGUUACUCAUUGUCCCCUUCGUCUUCAUUGUGGCCGUGCCACUGGCAAUAUGUGCUGGCCUCACAACCAUCCUGGCAUUCUUGGUGCUCUUUUUCCGGCUCUUCGUCGUCUAUUUUGACUUGGCCAUCGACACCCUGCGCUACGUCCUGCUCGGCCGGAGCUUCGACAAUACCGCAUCGCCAGCUUCACGUAGCCCGCAUGCGACCACACCAACGCCAUCAUCUCCCACCCAGUUGUCCCCGCGCCGUCGACGCAACCGGAGGGACAGUUCGACCGCUAGCAUCCGCACGACUGGCAGUUUCGACGGGCUCCCGCUCUCUCUCGGUUCGGCCCUUGAAAGGGAUUUCGAGGGAGUCGGUGGAUGGCGGCUGAAGAGCGCGGACGCAGACCCAGGCGGAACGGACGAUCAGCAGUGGUACAGCCUGAACUCGAGGCUGGAAAUGCCCGAUCGGAAACACCAUUUCCGAACGCGGAGCGGUGGAGAUAUCAAUCCUGGAUCUCGUAGCGCCAUUGGCCUCUACGGCAUGAAGGCAGUGCCUCGCACUGGCCAACAGAGUCCCGAGGCCGCCAGGAUGACCGCCUCACCAACCUUUCUCCGUGCAAGGACGCCGACUGGGGUGAAGCAGCGCGGACUCACGCGUCUUGACCAGGACGGCUACUUUCCGCCUUACGAGAACAGACCAACGAGGAGGAUCGCCGUUUAGCGGACGGAGCUGAAGUUUCGAAAGAAGGCGUUGGUCUCGAAUUUUCU
Molecule: messenger RNA, 970 nt
Organism: Microdochium trichocladiopsis
Lineage: Eukaryota; Fungi; Ascomycota; Sordariomycetes; Xylariales; Microdochiaceae
Exons: 1
Coding region: 198-923 (241 amino acids)
Source: RefSeq, a predicted model, not a curated record